This is a messenger RNA of Phlebotomus argentipes, 946 nucleotides long. It is a transcript of the gene RpII15, whose product is annotated as DNA-directed RNA polymerase II subunit RPB9. Lineage: Eukaryota; Metazoa; Arthropoda; Insecta; Diptera; Psychodidae. Gene Ontology annotation, molecular function: zinc ion binding; nucleic acid binding; DNA-directed RNA polymerase activity. Bases 109 to 492 code for a protein of 127 amino acids. The transcript is spliced from 3 exons. The record is from RefSeq and is a predicted model, not a curated record. Gene Ontology annotation, cellular component: RNA polymerase II, core complex. Gene Ontology annotation, biological process: DNA-templated transcription; maintenance of transcriptional fidelity during transcription elongation by RNA polymerase II; transcription initiation at RNA polymerase II promoter.
ACCGGUUGUAAACAUAACCAAGAAAGGCGAAUAAAAACAGCAAGUCAAGUUUUCUCAUUUUACGCUAAAAACUCGAGUUUUCUCUACAUUUUUCAUCCAUUUCCCAAAAUGUCUGGCUACGACACACACGACGAUGGUCCAGGAUUUGUUGGAAUACGUUUCUGCCAAGAGUGCAACAACAUGUUGUAUCCAAAGGAGGACAAGGACAACAAAAUUCUCCUCUACGCUUGUCGUAAUUGUGACUAUAAGCAAGUGGCAGACUCCAAUUGUAUCUACGUGAACAAGAUUAUGCACGAAAUUGACGAACUCACACACAUCGUUCCGGACGUGAUAUCCGACCCGACGUUGCCACGGACGGAGGAUCACGCUUGCCCGAAGUGCGGCCACCAAGAGGCGGUGUUCUUCCAGGCCCAGACGCGCCGUGCAGAAGAAGAGAUGCGGCUCUAUUACGUGUGCACCAAUCAAAACUGCACCCAUCGAUGGACAGAGUAGAGAGAGCAGCAAUUAAAUUUCACCUCAGUCUGUUCGGGAUGGAAUGAAAACGUGUCGCGAAACGAGAAAUUCAGGUUGCAAAAUUUAUUCUUCGUCUAUUCUAUUGUUGAGUCGAUGAUCUUCUAACGCGAAUUGGCAUUUUUUGCUGCCCAUUGCAAAUGUACAGAGACACGACGGAGAAAUAUAAUGAGAAGUAAUGCAACUAGUAUGCAAAUAAUUCUCUAUUCGCCAACCCUUUUGUUGCAUCCCCCUCGCAAAUGCAGUCCAAGAAUGGACAGUCGUCUAUUGCAAUGUUGCGCUGCAUCGAAUUGCGCCAAGUGUGUUCUAUCAUCUUUUCUAUUUUGUUGUCUAGGCAGUGCUUCUCAAACUGCAUCUGAUGUUUUCCAUAGUUUCCAUUGCCAAACUCUGAAAUAAAAUUACAAUAUAAUGAAGCAGAACAUAUGCAGAAUUACAG